AUGUCUUACACCAGUGGAUUCAAGAAAAACGAGCUGGCAAUCUCCUCGGAUAUCGACAGUGAUUCGGGUAUCAACAUCCUGGCGCCUGAUGGAGGCCACCCGCCCAUUCGCCGGUCGUCUUCGUUGUUCUCGUUGCUGUCGAACCAGGAACCACUUCCAAGGCCCGAGCCCGAGGAAUACAAAAACUUUUUGCACGACACGAGGCACUUCUCCUUGGUCCGUAACUUGCACAUGGCCGACUUCAUCACGUUGCUUAAUGGUUUUUCCGGUUUUUACUCCAUCAUCUCCUGCUUGAGAUACGCCUUGACUGGCAAGUCCCAUUACGUCCAGAGAGCCCACUUCUUUAUCUGCUUGGGCUUGUUCUUUGACUUUUUUGAUGGUCGUGUGGCCCGAUUGAGAAAUAAAUCGUCGCUUAUGGGCCAGGAGCUCGACUCCUUGGCGGACUUGAUUUCCUUCUCUGUCUCGCCUGCCAUCAUCGCGUUUGCCAUUGGCUUCCGCUCAACGGUGGACGUGCUUUUCUUGUCCUUCUGGGUUCUCUGCGGUUUGACAAGAUUGGCCCGUUUCAACGUCUCCACCAACAACAUCCCCAAGGACUCCACUGGUAAGAGCCAGUAUUUCGAGGGCUUGCCUGUGCCUUCCAACUUGGUGUGGGUGGUGUUGAUGGCAUUACUCGUGUACACCGACAGAAUCUUGGAAAACCUCCCAUUGGGCUUGGCGUUUGAAGGCACUUUCGCUGAGUUUCACAUCAUAUCGAUUGGGUUCAUUAUCCAGGGCUGCGGCGAGAUCUCUAAGAGUCUCCAUAUUCCCAAGCCAUAA
Molecule: messenger RNA, 816 nt
Organism: Candidozyma duobushaemuli
Lineage: Eukaryota; Fungi; Ascomycota; Pichiomycetes; Serinales; Metschnikowiaceae
Gene: CHO1
Product: CDP-diacylglycerol-serine O-phosphatidyltransferase
Exons: 1
Coding region: 1-816 (271 amino acids)
Biological process (GO): phospholipid biosynthetic process
Cellular component (GO): membrane
Molecular function (GO): phosphotransferase activity, for other substituted phosphate groups
Source: RefSeq, a predicted model, not a curated record